Messenger RNA from Fusarium redolens, 765 nucleotides. RefSeq lists its product as uncharacterized. NCBI's taxonomy places the organism in Eukaryota, Fungi, Ascomycota, Sordariomycetes, Hypocreales, Nectriaceae. The transcript is spliced from 2 exons. Bases 1 to 765 code for a protein of 254 amino acids. The record is from RefSeq and is a predicted model, not a curated record.
AUGCGCGUCUUGUCUUUUGCCCUGGCCCUUUUCGCGGCUGAUAUAGUUGUUGAAGCUGGAGUUUGCAAGCCCGCUCGAACAACUACGGCCGCAACUUCAAUUGUCGAAUCAUCUACUGCCACCGCUUCCGCUACCUCUGAGGUCUCCCUCACUGAGUCUUUGACCUCUGCGACUGAGACCUUGAGCACCGACUCAAGCGAAAUCCUGACGGUUUCUACCACGCUGGCUGAAACUACCACCACCGAGAUUGCUUCCACGACCACUGAGGCUGCUUCGACCACCACCGAGGAAGCUUCCACUACAACCACCGCAGGCCCAUCUUUCACACCCGGCUCCAUCGUCGGCACUGGACCUGUCGCUGACCUCACCCUCCGUGGCAACGGCCAGCGAUUCGCCCCUCUAUCUUUCGCACCAUCUGACUCAACCCAAACCUUGAUCUUCAGCCUCGUGAACGGCAAGCUCUCGUUAGGUAACAACGAUUACCUAUGCUUGACCUACACGUCUCCAGGUGUUCUUGGACGACUUGUUCCGUGCCCCUUCGACAACUUCAGCUUCGCUCCUUUGACCUGCACGCGAGCAGCUAGCGGCACGCUUUCCUGCACCGCGCCGAACGGAUCCUGCCAGGCAGGAGUUUGCAUGAGACCUAAUAAUGGAAUCCCAUUCUCUCAAUUCUAUGUGGAUGAUUCUCAGAACGGCUAUUUUGGUGACGCCAAUGGGAACUUUGGGGCUGAUUACACUGCCAUUGACGUGAUCCUCGCCGAAUAA